Molecule: messenger RNA, 2683 nt
Organism: Beta vulgaris subsp. vulgaris (sugar beet)
Lineage: Eukaryota; Viridiplantae; Streptophyta; Magnoliopsida; Caryophyllales; Amaranthaceae
Product: pentatricopeptide repeat-containing protein At4g19191, mitochondrial
Exons: 1
Coding region: 393-2378 (661 amino acids)
Biological process (GO): RNA modification
Molecular function (GO): protein binding; RNA binding
Source: RefSeq, a predicted model, not a curated record
GUACUUUAUCUACACAUUACUUUGUGGAACCCUAUCUUACUUAGGCAUUGGAGUGGGUUUCAUCAGCAACCUCCCGAGAUCAAGCAUCCUAGUUAUUUGUGAGGGUAUACCGGCAACCCAGCACCGACAUAUCGACGUCGUCAAACUCUAAUAAUUUUGUCCCUGUUUUACUUUGUACCCCAUAUGGCAGCGUCAAAGUUUUUUGUACCCAUAGACUCAAAGUAAAAGUAAUGUUGGUUUCGGUCAAACUACGUCAAAGUUGAAAGACACAUGUUGGUUUCGGUCAGUUUCACGGGUCAAGAUUCCAAUAACGGUGUCUGAGCUUUUUGUAAAUAAGCCAAAGGAGAGAUGCAAUUCUUGAUAUUCCAUUUCCAUGUCAAAAACAAUGACAAAUGGUAAGACCUUCUUUGACCCCAUUGCUCAACCAAUUUUCAAAGUAUCCAACCGUUGGAAACUGGAACACCCAAAUAAGAGAAGCUGUCAACAAUGGCUACCCCCACAAAGCCCUUACACUCUAUCGUCUGAUGAAACAAGCUGGGUUGAUUCCAGACAAAUUGACCCUUCCCUUUGUUGCAAAAGCUUGUGCCAAGAUUUCAGAUCUCAAACAAUCCCAAAUUAUUCACGCCCAUAUAUUCAAAUCACCCUUUUGGUCAGAUAUCUUUGUUGGUACAGCUGUUAUUGAUAUGUAUGUAAAAUGUAACAAACUGAAUCUUGCACACCAAGUGUUCGAUAACAUGCCUGAAAGAGAUGUGACUAUGUGGAAUGCAAUGCUUUUGGGUUUUGCUCAUUUGGGUUCUGUGGAUGGGUUUUUCGUACUUUUCCAGGAAAUGAGACUGCAUGGGUUCAUUCCGGACUUGAUCACAAUAAUAGGAUUGACACAAUCUGUUAUUGAAUUGAAGGAUCUUAAUCUGGUGAGAGGUAGUCAUGCCUUCGGAAUUCGUUUUGGAAUGAUAAAUAAUGUUUCUCUAGCUAAUACUUUGAUUUCUGGGUAUAGUAAAUGUGGGGACUUGGUUUCAGCAAAGUGUAUGUUUGAUACAAUAUGUUUUGAAUCGAGGACCAAUGUGUCUUGGAAUUCUCUGAUUGCAGGACAUGCUUUAAUCCGGAAUCAUAAUGAAACGUUUAACUUAUACCGGUGUAUGUUAUGUAAUGAUGGACGUAAACCUGAUAUAAGCACAUUUCUUAGCGUUUUAUCAUCAUGUGUGCUACCGGAGGCUUUAGGAUAUGGCAAGUUAGUUCAUUCCCAUGUGAUUCAGUUGGGUUGUGAUUAUGAUGUUACUCUGGGGAACACAUUGAUAACAAUGUACUCAAAAUGUGGAGAUAUUGAUUCAGCACGACACUUAUUUCAUAACAUGACUUAUAAAACAUGUAUAACAUGGACUGCGAUGAUUGGUGGUUAUGCUGCUAAUGGAAGUUUGGACAAGGCAUAUUCCUUGUUCUUUGAUAUGCAAGCGGCGGGUGAGACACCUGAUGUUGUCACCCUUCUUUCUCUAAUAGCAGGCUGCGGCCGGACAGGUUCCCUUGAACUUGGCAGAUGGCUUAAUAACUAUGGCAUCUCGAAGGGGCUCAGGGAUAGUAUUGUAGUGUGCAAUGCGAUGAUUGACAUGUAUGCUAAAUGUGGUAGUUUAGAUGAGGCUAAAAAACUAUUUCAUUCUAUGCCUUCCAAAACUAUAGUCUCUUGGACGACAAUGAUUUCUGGGCUUGCAAUGAAUGGUGAAUUUACAGAGGCUUUGGAGCUUUUCCUCAAGAUGAUUGAGCAAGGUGUGGAACCAAACCAUAUAACAUUUCUUGCUGUUCUACAAGCAUGUAUUCAUGCAGGUUUCUUAGAUGAAGGAAUGGAGUGUUUUGAUCUGAUGACCAGAGUCUAUAAAUUAAAUCCUGGGUUGGAGCAUUACUCCUGCAUAGUUGAUCUUCUAGGACGUAAGGGAAAGUUUAAAGAAGCACUAGAGUUCAUUAAAAGUAUGCCUUUCGACCCUGACGCUGCCAUAUGGGGUGCAUUGCUGGGUGCUUGUAAAAUCUACAAGAAUGUGGACAUUGGCGAGUAUGCAGCUUACCAUCUGUACAAAUUGGAGCCUGAAGCUGCUGUUUCAUACGUGGAAAUGGCAAAUAUCUAUGCCUCAGCAGGAAGAUGGGAUGGUGUAUCUAAAGUUAGAGCACUAAUGAAAUGCAACAAAGUGAAGAAAUCUCCUGGUCAAAGCCUCAUUCAAGUCGAUGGAAAGAAUCACAUAUUUGGUGUUGAAGAAAGAUGUCAUCCAGUAGGUUCACAAAUAUUUGAACUUCUAGACGUACUGGCCUUCCAGUUGAAACAAGCUGGAGUGUCUUACCAUUUCGAAGGUGUUCCUCAGCAUGAAACUGAAUUGCAAGAGUCUCUGGUGGCUUGAUUGCUUCUUGAUAAACUAAUAAUGUUUUUGUGAUAGCUGUUCAACCAAUGCUCGACUGAGUUGUCAGAUUAUCAUUGGAGAGCAACAGAGAUGAUUAAGCCACUUCUUUCAUAAUAGGGUGUGAGUUUUUUAGUUAUGUUUUCAUUGAGUAUCUCUCAUCUGGUUUGUGUUACUGAGCUUUAGACACUCAACUAUAGUGUCGGGUGCUAGACUCUUUUGCUCCCCUUAUGAUAAGAAUCUUGCAGGUUGUGUAUACCAAUCAACCUUACAGCUAGUGAAAAUUUUGGUAUUACUUAUAUUAUUAA